AUGGACUCCGAAAGUAAAACUGUUUGUACCUAUGAAGACGCGGGAGAUAUUCAACAUCGGGUUUCAAAUCGUCAGAAAAGAAGACGUGAAAAUGAAUUACAUGAAUUUAUGGAUGAAGUCCGUACAAUGAUCGCUAGUUUUAUUUCGGAACAAAAUAGCCAAUUAAGUACCUUGCAACAAACAAUAACAGAGAUUAAGGCCCAAAAUGCUGGAAUACAAACUAGUAUGGAAUUUCUAUCAGCUAAAUACGAUAAUUUAUUGGAGGAAUUAGAAAUAUUAAAAAAUGAACAAAAAAUGAAGAGAGGCCGUCUUCUUGUUAACAUUAUAAAAGAACGAAACAAGGAGAAUCCAGUGACAGCUAAAGAAAAAGAGUCAGCGACGUCUCUGAAUAUAGAAGCACAAGAAGAAAAUAAAGAAAACAGCCCAACAAACAAUUCCAUGCUAUCUAAACCAUGCCACAGCCGGCAAAUCGAUAAUGAUUUAGUUAUUUCGACAAGUGAAGAAAGUUUUAUUGAUGACUCUGAUACUGAUCCAAGCUAUGUUCGGCAAAAAAAGAAGAACUUGCGCCCUAAAGUAGUUCCUGAAUCUUCUUUUUCUUCCUCAAGUGAUAGCAGUAUACCCCACACAUCGGUUUCUAGUAGUAGUUCUGAUUCUGAAAUUGAAACCACGGCUAUUACCGAGACUGUUACACAAACUCGAAGGCAAGACAUAAGUAAUGAAGAACGUAAUGAUCAGUCCAAUGAAGAAGCAAAAAAAGGAAAGAAGAGGCUAAGAAGAGAAUCGGAAUGGAAAGCUAAUAAAUGUAAAUUCCUAAGGAAUUCAGAAUUCAAUAUUUCAUUUUUUAUGCCGAAAAAGGACCUUUGCGACCUUUGUGAGGGCUUUAAAAAUGCCAAAGAGGAAGAGAAAUUGAAAAUACGAGAAAAUUAUGAACAACAUCUUAUAGAAAAAAAAAUUGCAAGGGACCAUAAAGAAAGAGACAAGAAUAGAAAUGACGCAGUAAUUACAGCUGUAUAUGAUUUACAAGCUGUUAUGCAAGUUCCGAAGGGUCAAAUUUCAUUAUUUUUCUAUAAAUCUAGAAUCAAUUGUUUUAAUUUUACCAUAAGUGAUUUGAAGGCAAAAGAUGUAAUAUGUUAUUUUUGGGAUGAGACGGAAGGUAAAAGGGGCGCUGUAGAAAUAGGCUCAUGUGUUCUAAAGUAUGUUGACACUUUAUUAGAAAAGCAUCCUGACAAAGAUAUUGAUAUUAUCUUUUAUUCAGACAAUUGUUGUGGACAGCAAAAAAAUACGUUUUUACUUUCUGUUUAUGCGUAUGUCGUUGCUACUAAAAGAGUAAAGUCAAUAACGCACAAAUUUCUUAUACGUGGUCAUUCUCAAAAUGAGGGCGACAACGUUCAUAGUGUAAUAGAAAAGCAAAUUAAAAGGCACAUUAGAUCUGGUCCAAUAUACACUCCGCAACAAUAUUGCACUUUAAUUCGUACAGCAAAAAAGUCGGGUAGUCCUUACCAAGUGGAAGAGAUGACAUUUGUAAAGUUUUAUGACACUAAAAUCUUGCAAGAAGAGUGGGGUACCAAUUUCACUUUAGAUGAAGACCGUAAUCAAGUUAAAUGGCACGAUAUUAAAAUCUUACGAGUGGAAAAAGACAACCCGGGAGCAUUCUUUUAUAAAACCUCAUUUGCAGAUGAUGAUUAUAAAAAAGUAUCAGUGCGCAAACGCCGAACUGGUCAGAUAAUAUUUACGGGACUUAGACAAGCCUAUACACAAAAAAUACCCCUCCCUGAGACAAAAAUAAGAGACCUUACAGAUCUUAUAAGAAAACAUGCUAUACCACAGUCAUACGUAGAUUCAUAUUUUAAAAAUGUAAUGGGUAAUAUUUGA
Diatraea saccharalis (sugarcane borer) is the source of this 1872-nucleotide messenger RNA. The record is from the annotation of a GenBank genome assembly. NCBI's taxonomy places the organism in Eukaryota, Metazoa, Arthropoda, Insecta, Lepidoptera, Crambidae.